CCUUCCCCCUAGACAUAUUGCUUCUGAGAAAACCAAACUGAUCCAAAUCACUGUGUUGUCUGGGAGAGAGUGAACAACAACCGUCCAAAUGGCUCAGCAAGGAGUUCUGCUGGAUCAGAACCAGUUGUGUUGUUCUGUCUGUCUGGAUCUACUGAAGGAGCCAGUCACAACUGCAUGUGGACACAGUUACUGUAGGAGUUGUAUUGAGGGCUGCUGGGAUCAGGAUGAUCUGAAAGGGGUCUAUAGCUGUCCCCAGUGCAGACAGACCUUCACUACAAGGCCAACUCUGAGGAAAAAUAACAUGUUGGCUGAGGUGGUGGAGAAACUGAAGAAGACAGGACUCCAGACUGUUUCUCCUGCUGUGUGCUCUGCUGAACCUGGAGAUGUGGUUUGUGAUUUCUGUACAGGGACCAGGAAGCAGAAAGCCCUCAUGUCCUGUCUGGUGUGUCUGGCUUCUUAUUGUGAGACUCACCUCCAACCUCACUAUGAGGUACCUCCAUUAAAGAAACACAAGCUGAUCAAAGCCACCAAACAACUACAGGAAAAGAUCUGCUCUGAUCAUGACAAACUGCUGGAGGUUUUCUGUCGUACUGAUCAGCAGUGUAUCUGUCUGCUAUGUGCGUUGGGGGAACAUAAAGGCCAUGAUACAGUGUCAGCUACAGCAGAGAGGACUGAGAAACAGAGUCAGCUGGGGAUCAGUCAGCAGAAGGUCCAUCAGAGAGUCCAGGAGAGAGAGAAGGAGGUGAAGGAGGUCCAACAAGCUGUGGAGUCUCUCAAGCUCUGUGCACAGACAGCAGUGGAAGACAGUGAGAAGAUCUUUACGGAGCUGAUCCGCUCUAUAGAGAGAAGAUGCUCUGAGUUGAAGGACCUGAUCAGAGCCCAAGAGAAGACUCAAGUGAGUCAAGCUGAAGGACUCCUGGAGAAACUGAAGCAGGAGAUUGCUGAGCUGAGGAAGAGAAGCACUGAGCUGGAGCAGAUCUCACACAUAGAGGAUCAUAUCCAUUUCCUCAAGAGUUAUCAGUCUCUCUCCAGUACCAGUGUAUCUUCAGAUUUACCCAGCAUCACUGUCCGUCCUGUUCAGUACUUUGGAGAUGUGAGUAAGACUGUCUCUGAUCUGAGAGAGAAACUAGAAGACGUCCUUAAAGGAGAAUGGACCAAGAUCUCCACUACAGUGAAUAUAGUGGAUGUUUUACUGCCUCCAGAGCCCAAGACCAGAGAACAGUUCAUACAAUAUUCCUGUCAGCUCACACUGGACCCAAACACAGUACACAAACAACUCUUUCUGUCUAAAGGGAACAGAAAGGUUACUGGUACACUCCUAGUCCAAACAUAUCCUGACCAUCCAGACAGAUUUACUAACAGCAGGAUGGUUCUGUGUGGAGAGGGUCUGACUGAAUGCUGUUACUGGGAGGUGGAGGGGAGUGGGUACUUGGUUGAUACAGCAGUCUCAUAUAAAGACAUCAGCAAGACAGAUGAUACAUUUGGAUCCAAUGACAACUCCUGGAGUUUAAAGUUCUCUAGUGGUGGUUAUUAUUUCAGACACAAUAAUGUUGAGACUAAAGUAUCAGGCCCUCAGUCCUCCAGAAUAGGAGUCUACCUGGAUUACAAGGCAGGUACUCUGUCCUUCUACAGUGUCUCUGACACAAUGACCCUCCUCCACAGAGUCCAGACCACAUUCACUCAGCCCCUCUAUCCUGGGUUACAUCUACAUAAUUUCAAUGGCGUUGCUGAACUGUGUGAACUAUAGUUGGUGGUCAGAUAUUAAUAGAUGUUAUACACUUUUUGGAGUGUUUAUAUAAAGCAAUAGUUCUACUAUAUACUAUUGUUAAAAUGUAACUGUAGGAAAGUUAAGACCAGACAAAGGCAACAUACCAGCUUUACAGCACAUUCAUUUAUUGUUGUCAAGGGAACACCAUCUCAAUUAUCUCACCUGACACCAAUUUAUAUGAACUCAGCCGCUCAGCGGUUAAACAACUCUCUCUGCCUGAAGGGGAAAAGAAGGUUACUGAUACACAGCAAGUCCAACCAUAUCCUGAUCAUCCAGACAUUAACAAAUCACUACCAGAAACUAAAUGCACAACAAGGUUGUUUAAUGGAGAUUUUCAAUGGUGAUGUCCGGGAAACUGAACCAAAGUAAGAUAUCUUUUAUUUCCUACUGCUCAGUCAAGCAAAAAUGUACUUGCUCACAAGGGGUUCUUUUGACCAAAUUAUCUUGACUGAACACAGUAUCAGUAAUGUUGCGAAUUGUACUAUAAUAUAUUCAUCAGAGAUUUUAAGUCUGGGACAGAUCAGUUUUGUAGCGCUUAUUCUUUAAUUAAAUGGUUUAUGACGAUAUAAAAUAAUACAGAUCAUUUUAUUAAUUCUAAGUGCCUUUAAAACUUUGUGUGGGAAGGAAAUUGUAGUUUAGGUGUGAUUACUGACUCCUUAAGUCGCUUUGGAUUGUACAUUUUUUUGUGGUCAGAUAAUUUUUGUUGACAUGUACUAUCUGUCCUAUUAUAGUGUCUAUGUCACAAUGACCCUCCUCCACAGAGCCCAGACCAGAUUCACUCAUUAGCCCUUCCAUCAUGGGUUUAGUCUCUAAAUCUACAGUAGUGGUACUGCUGAGCUACAAACUGUAGCAGGGGUCUCAUAGAUAAAGGACAUGUUGAUAGUCACCGUAUCUGAUGCUUUAUUUUGCUCUGUUUUUCAUUACAAUGUGGUUUUUCCAACUGAUUUGAUCUAAAGAGAUUUCUGUCAUUUUUCAAUUUAAUCUUCUCAUUAAAGCAGCUUUUGAAAUAAA
Messenger RNA from Esox lucius (northern pike), 2779 nucleotides. RefSeq names its product tripartite motif-containing protein 16-like. Gene Ontology annotation, molecular function: protein binding; zinc ion binding. The coding region runs from base 89 to 1747 and encodes 552 amino acids. The transcript is spliced from 6 exons. Lineage: Eukaryota; Metazoa; Chordata; Actinopteri; Esociformes; Esocidae. The record is from RefSeq and is a predicted model, not a curated record.